This is a messenger RNA of Haemorhous mexicanus (house finch), 1986 nucleotides long. It is a transcript of the gene SLC25A10, whose product is annotated as solute carrier family 25 member 10. Lineage: Eukaryota; Metazoa; Chordata; Aves; Passeriformes; Fringillidae. Gene Ontology annotation, molecular function: malate transmembrane transporter activity; antiporter activity; oxaloacetate transmembrane transporter activity. Gene Ontology annotation, cellular component: mitochondrial membrane. Bases 10 to 1071 code for a protein of 353 amino acids. Gene Ontology annotation, biological process: thiosulfate transport; mitochondrial transport; malate transmembrane transport. The record is from RefSeq and is a predicted model, not a curated record. The transcript has 11 exons.
GGGCUGGAAAUGGGGAUGCGUGCGGGGUGGGAACGAGGAUUCCGGAGCCUGCUGUUGCCGCGUUCGCCGCAGGCUCGGAGAUGCGAGCCCCGGGCCCGCCCCACCCCCUUCCGGUACCGGGAGAGGGCGUGGCUUAACGGAAGGGGGCGUGACCUUGUCCCGGUGAGGGCGUGGCUUCUGGCAGAAGCGGCGCCCAUGGCGGAGCAGCGCGUUUCGCGCUGGUACUUCGGCGGCCUCGCGUCGUCCGGGGCCGCCUGCUGCACGCACCCCCUGGAUCUGCUGAAGGUGAGGGGGGCACACGGCCAGGUGCACCUGCAGACGCAGCAGGAGGUGAAGAUGAGGAUGACGGGGAUGGCAAUGCACGUGAUCCGCACUGACGGCUUCCUGGCCCUCUACAACGGGCUCAGUGCCUCGCUGUGCCGGCAGAUGACGUAUUCCUUGACUCGCUUUGGCAUCUAUGAGACUGCAAAGAACCGCAUGAGCAACCAGGGGCCUCCCCCCUUCUACCAGAAAGUGCUCUUGGCUGCAGUAGGAGGUUUCACUGGCGGGCUUGUGGGAACCCCAGCAGACAUGGUGAACGUCAGGAUGCAGAACGACAUGAAGCAGCCUCCAGCUCAGCGGCGCAAUUAUUCCCAUGCCCUGGAUGGCAUGUACCGUGUCUUCCGGGAAGAGGGCGUAAAGAAACUCUUCUCAGGAGCAUCAGUGGCAUCGCUCCGCGGGGCCCUUGUUACUGUUGGACAGCUUUCCUGUUAUGACCAGGCCAAGCAGCUGGUUCUCGCAACUGGAUUUCUGUCAGACAAUGUCUUCACUCACUUCCUGUCCAGCUUCAUCGCUGGCCUGUGUGCCACAUUCCUGUGCCAGCCCCUGGAUGUGCUCAAGACCCGCCUCAUGAACUCCCACGGGGAGUACCAGGGCGUUGUCCACUGUGCCAUGGAAACUGCCAAGCUCGGACCACUUGCCUUCUACAAGGGCUUCGUUCCUGCUGCUGUCCGGCUUGUUCCUCAGACAGUUCUCACCUUUCUCUUCCUGGAGCAGCUGCGCAAAUAUUUUGGGAUCAAAGUGACCACCUGAGUCUGGGGGACUGGACCCUGCCUUGCCCCAGGGGGCGUGAGCGUGUGGGUCACCGCUAAGAUCCCAGAACCCCUCUGCUCUCUGGGGCCAGUGCCAUUCCCCCUCCUCUCAAAUCUACUCCCGUGCCUUGCCAGCACCUGUGGCCAACCCCCCCUCACAAACUCACCCCUCCUCUCACCCCUGUUCUCAGCAUCUCCACCUCUGCAUUACUGCUUCUGGGGGGUUUUGGGGGGAUUUCUGUCUUCCACUUCUCUACUGGCUCUGAGUUGUGUCCUUGCCCCCCUCAGCCUUGUCUCUGAUGUGCCCCAGAAGCAGCACUGUGCUGUCUCAGGGAGUAGGGAGAUCAAAUGCCUGGCUCUGUCACAGAGCCCAGAGGGCUGGGGGGCUGCUGCCCCUGCAGCUGUGGGCUGGGGCUUGGGGCAGGGUGUGUGAGGCCCUGUCCUCCCUCUGCCUUUAGCUCCUGUGCUUCUCCCUAACCCCAGUGCAGCUUGGACCUCCUGCCCUGCUCCUGGCCUCCCACCCUCUGCUCCUGCUUGGCCAAACCUCCUCAGCACCGCUGGCUGCUGGGCUCUUCAGGGAUCGUGCCUCAUACCAAUGAUGGGGGGAACAGGGCUGCUCUGGCAGGGCCUGCUAAUGCCUGCUCGGGGACCCAGUGCUCCCUUACCACAGUGCACCCACCCCACACUGGAUCUGCUCUCUCUGGGGGCAUCCCCCACCACCACUCUGCAGCCUCUCUCACCUUGGGGCUGGGCAGACCCCCACUCCUCUCAGCCCCUCGCCCCACACUGCCCAGUGUGUGGGGGCUAUGAGCACCAGCCCCUCUGCUGUGGCACCCCUGUGUGUGCUGGCCCCAGGGAAUCAAAGAACUGGAAUAUCUGAGACCUUGAUGUAUAAUAAAGAGUGAAGGUGGCACAA